AUGGCAUCGGAUGCUUCAAUCUUCGACGACAAUUUGACCCAGCAGGAUCGCAGCACGUUUGAAAUAUCCUCCGGGCUUUACGUGACCAUCCAUGGCAUCCUGAACAUCUACAACUCGCAAUCAACCAGUUCCAGGGUGACCUACGAGCCCGAUCUGGAUGUGCAGACCGGUGACGUGGCUGUGUCUGCAGAGUUGAAGGACCUCCUCAGCCAAGUUAUCGCCCAGAAUGCGUCGAACGGUCAAAUUCAUGCGACGGUCAUGCUGCUGGUCGCCAAAGGGCACAUGAAGGUUGACGAGGUGCGGCGUGGCACGGAGUACUUGGAGGCUGAGGUCUACAAGAAUGCGUCAUACUACGAAAAGUGGGCCAUUGCUGUGGCCAAUGCCAUGCUCGAGCAUCAGGUGCUCAGCAACCAGGAACUCGCUGAAGCGCUGGGGCCCGACCGCGAGGAUCCGGUGCAGCGGUUCUCCCCUGGAGACGUCGUUAGGGUGCGCCAUGCAUCUCAUGCGACCCGGUGGCGCCGUCCUCACUUGCGAACUCCUGGCUUCAUCCAUGGCGUUUGUGGUACGGUGGACCGCUGCGUGGGAAGUUUCGACAACCCAGAGCAGCUUGCCUUCGGCGGCAGAAGCUGGUCGAAAUGCCCGCUGUACAUAGUUCGCUUCGAUGCUGGCAGCAUCCAGGACUUCGAAGCAGGCGAGAGAGGAAAGGACCAGGUGACGGUAGACAUCUACCAGAGCUGGCUCGAGCCAGCAGACGCUGCUGCGCUCCAGCAGCAGCGGACGAAGCGCUCUGCGAGCACUGGCCCCGGCGAUGCUGAGUUUCACCCAGACUGCAAGAGAGCCCGUACCGAGAAUCACCCGGGGCAUGAGGGCCACGACCACGUUCACGAGGAGCGGCACACUGUUGAGCAGCGCGCCGUAGAUGAGGAGGUUGCCUGCCCCGCAAUUGCCCGCGCAUUGGUGUCGGCUUUGCUGAGCAAAGGCGUCAUCGCCGCGGAGGAGCUUCGAGUCGGCAUUGAGAAGGUGGAUGCAGGAGAGCAGCAGCGAGGAGCAGUCGGACGUCGCGUGGUGGCAAGGGCUUGGACGGACGAGACGUUCAAGUCCCGGCUGCUCUCUGAUGCCAACAGCGCGUGCUCGGAGCUGGGGAUCUCAGCGACGAAUCCGACGGCACCUACGCGGCUCGUGGUCUUCGAGCAGAAGCCUGAGGAGCACCACCUGAUCGUCUGCACCCUCUGUAGCUGCUACCCGCUGACCUUGCUGGGGCUCUCCCCAGAUUGGUACAAGUCUCGAGAAUACCGAUCACGCGCUGUACGUGAGCCUCGCUCCGUGUUGAAAGAGUUCGGAACCGACAUUCCUGCUGACAUGCAGGUGGUGGUGCAUGAUUCCACCGCCGACUGCCGCUUUCUGAUUCUUCCAAAUCGUCCGAAAGGUACCGAGAACUGGUCGGAAGAGAAGCUGCAGGAAAUCAUCACGCGCGAUUCCAUGAUCGGUGUCACUCGUUUGCCUGACGCGGUGUGA
Molecule: messenger RNA, 1515 nt
Organism: Symbiodinium sp. CCMP2592
Lineage: Eukaryota; Dinophyceae; Suessiales; Symbiodiniaceae
Source: the annotation of a GenBank genome assembly